AAUCAUGACCCUAACUGUUGGUGCACUUGAGGAAAGAUUUCUGCCGAUGGAUUCAAAAUCUUCGCUGGGUAGUUGUAUGGAAAAACACAGUGUUUUGGACAAUCCCUGUGUGUCCCCUUCGCAGGACAACAAUGUUAAUUCAUUCAACACAAAUAAUGUUACAAAAGAGCGGUUGAACACAGGAAGAAGGGGUACAGAUUAUUCAGACAAAGCUACAGUGACUGCACCAUGUCCUCCUAAAGAUUCUACAGGCACAGAAGUCAGCUCAAAAGAGCAGCUCAGUAAAAAUGACAAGACGGAUAAACAGACUGUAUCCAGAUCUUCCUUAGAAGCCAAAGAACAUCUGAAGCCUGUGCUUCAUAAAGACCUGGAGAGCAGUGGCCCUGACCACUGGGCUAAGAGGCGAAAGCUCUUCAAGGAAAGCAAGCAGUGGAGCUCGGCUGGUGGAAGCUCAAUAACCAGUGACAUCACAGAGGAAUCAGUGUCAGAGGAGACUCGCUCUAUGGACAUGACAGUUGGUGACAAUGAAGACAAGGGCUUUUAUACAGAGACUUUCCAUUCUUCAGCAUGGAUUUACCAAGGAGAUGAUUUGGGCUCAGGGGCCAUUCCUCCCAGCCUCAACACCAGGGCUCGAGCUGUCUCAAUUCGUGAGAGGACUGUCAAAAUCAGCAAAGGGACAGGAGAUUAUCCUUGGGGCUUUCGAAUACAGUUCUCUAAACCCAUUGUGGUUACAGAGGUUGACACAAAUGGGGCUGCUGAGGAAGCAGGGCUGAUGGUAGGAGACUAUGUUUUGGCUGUCAACGGAACUGAUGUUACCAGCAUUCCUCAUUCUGAGGCUGCCCAUUUGGCCAGGCAAGGUCCAGAUCUUCUAACAAUGACCGUUGGGUCAGACAUUGCUUGUGGUCCUAAUACCCCAAGACCUGCAUGUCGUGGCUAUCUUCACAAGCGUACCCAGUCUGGUCUGAUUAAAGGCUGGAGGAAGAGAUGGUUUGUCCUCACACAUGACUGCUGCCUUUAUUACUACAGACACAAACGGGAUGAAGGCAAAAGACGGGCUUUGUCAGCAGUAAAGCUGGAAGGGGCUGAGGUGGGACCAGAUAUUUCCCUGGGAAAACCCUUUGUGUUUAAGUGCCGCCCUCAGUCUGGUACUCGAGUGUACUUCUUCUGUGCCACCUCCAACCAGGAGAUGAAAAGGUGGCUGGAAGCGAUGGAGAAAGCUAUUCAUCCCAUCACACAGAACCAUGUGUGGGUUGAUGUCACUAGACACAACUCUAACCUGCCCCCACUGGCUGUGAAAAACCCAGAGUGUCUUGGAUUGCUUCAUAAAAUGGACAAAAACAAAGAGAUGUGGGUACAACACUACUGCAUUUUGAAGGAUGGUUGCCUCUUCUUGUACAGCGGUAUCCGUGCGACUCAUGCAUAUGGUGGGAUAUACCUUCAAGGAUACAUGGUGAGGGAGCAGCCCUAUGGAUCUAAGAAGUCCACAAUUGAGCUGAAACCUCCGUCUGAUGAGUUCAAGACUUUCUACCUCUGUGCUGAAAAUCCUAGUGAGAACAAACGAUGGAUCAUAGCUAUCAAAGCUUCAAUAAAGAAAUGGCUGCCUUUACAUCAGGCCCUUCGAGACUACCUGAAUCAACCACCAGAGGAGACCAGAAUGUGAAGCAGUGUGAAUACUGACAGCAGCCUGCCUCGCCCUGUGGACCACUGGAUGAAUGUCCUGUUUGUUUCUGGUUUAGGUGUGAGUGUGAUGGCCAGUGGGAGAAGUGAUUGUCUGAAAAUGAUAAUGGCUGCUCCCAAAGAGAUUAGCAUCACAGCUACAGCAUCAUUUAUAUCAGAUAUGGAGAGCUUUUCCACUGAGUGUAUUUCAUU
This is a messenger RNA of Acanthopagrus latus (yellowfin seabream), 1869 nucleotides long. RefSeq names its product PDZ and pleckstrin homology domains 1 (gene pdzph1). Lineage: Eukaryota; Metazoa; Chordata; Actinopteri; Spariformes; Sparidae. The transcript has 11 exons. Gene Ontology annotation, molecular function: protein binding. The coding region runs from base 5 to 1660 and encodes 551 amino acids. The record is from RefSeq and is a predicted model, not a curated record.